Messenger RNA from Parnassius mnemosyne (clouded apollo), 882 nucleotides. The record is from the annotation of a GenBank genome assembly. Lineage: Eukaryota; Metazoa; Arthropoda; Insecta; Lepidoptera; Papilionidae.
AUGGAUUCAGAAAUCGUAAAAGGUAAACCUCUUACAAAAGAAGAGUCAAAGUUUUUGCUUGACCUAAUAGAAGGUAGUAAAAUAAUUACCACCAAAACCACUAACGCCACCAACAACAAACUUAAAACUGAAGAGUGGAUUCGUUUGGCAGAGCGAUUCAAUGCCACAGCCACGAAUUUUCCAAGAACACCACAGCAGUUGCGUUUGAAGUGGGAAAAUUUAAAGAAGAACUCGCGCAAGCGCAGCACCAAAAUAAGGAUGAACCAAAUUAAGACUGGUGGUGGCCCUGCUGACUAUAUACCCCCAGAUGACAUAUUAGACCGGGUGACCAGUCUAUUAGGAAGUACAGUCAGUGGGUUUACUGUACCGUUUGGGGGUGACAAGGAAAUAGCUUGGUUUAAUGUUGGUGGUGGUGGUGAUGGUGAUGGUGAAGGUGGAACAAGUGAUAGUGAAAACUUAGGAAAUGUGAUGGUGCAGACACCACAAAUUUUACAGACUUUUACAGACUUAAAUGAAACCACAAUCUCAACACCAUUAUGUAAUGAAAAAGGUAUUGAGAAUGUGGUUGCUGAUUACCAAGUAUUAGAGGUGGUUGACCAAAAUUUGAUCACUCCGAAUAAAACCAAGAGGCUUACAUUUAGUACACCUAGAGCAGUGAAAAAGAAAUUGAAGAAAGAUGAGAACAGGACUGCGAGGAACUUAGCCAUAGCAGAAUAUUAUUCAGCCAAAAAACAAUGCUUAGAUGCCACAUUAAAUAAUAUUAAUUUAGAAAAUGAUAACUUAAAAUUAAAAAAUUUGGAGCUUAAUUUGAAUAACGAAAAACUUAAGUUAGAAACUGAGAAAUUAAAAUUAGAAUUAGAGAGGUUAAGAAAGCAGCAAUAA